AUGAAGCAAAUCUUCCUCUUCCUUGGCUUUCUAGCCUUCAUUACCCUCUCUUCGGCAGUAAGUGUAGCCUUCAACUGCGACAACUCCCAUGUCGGCGACGUAUGUCAAAACAUGUGCUUCGGCACCAAAUGCAAACGUGUCGGCACCACCCUAACUUGGGACAAGCCCAGCCGACAAGUCUCCGACCGCCGCAGUCGCGAAGCCGGCUGUGGUAGUUCCAACCGGUGCAGCAAAUCCCCCUACGGCAGAGGCUACCAAUGCGACGAGUACCCGUUUAGAUCUGUGAGGGAGUCCGACAGAGGCGGGCAAGUAAAUCGCUCCCAAGGCCAAGUCCUCCGCAACUUCUACAACUCGCGCGGACAGUUCCAAGGGAAAGGAUGUAAUGGGACCGCACCGUGUCGGUUUAGUGUUUCUUUUACGAAUGCCAGUCGGUUGCAGUAUUGUAAGAGUAGGCCGAAUUGCACGAAUGAUGGGAAUGAGUAUACGAAGAGGGGGCCUGCGAGGAGGGAUGUUGAGGCUGAGGAAGGAAGUGAGUUUUAUAGAUUGGAGAGUGAGAUGGUGGUGUUUGCGCCGGGUGGGUUGGAGAUUGGGGAGGUGGUUUAUCGGACUGGAGUUGGGAAUUGGACGGUGUUUGAGGGUGAGGGUGAGGGUGAGGAUGGGGACGCGUUGGAGGAUGAUGAUAGUAUUCAGGUAGAGGAGGAUAGGGUUGUUGGGCUGGUUGAUGGGUGGCAGGGAUGA
Messenger RNA from Aspergillus neoniger CBS 115656, 738 nucleotides. RefSeq lists its product as uncharacterized. Lineage: Eukaryota; Fungi; Ascomycota; Eurotiomycetes; Eurotiales; Aspergillaceae. The transcript has 4 exons. The coding region runs from base 1 to 738 and encodes 245 amino acids. The record is from RefSeq and is a predicted model, not a curated record.